GAUGUCUUGUAUAUGCAUCUAAUGGAAACAGUAUAGCCGUGUCAUCAUCAAUGGAAGGAAGCAAUUCUGGCUUGAUAGAAAAUAUGUUUCAUUCGUGAAGCCGUCAGGCAAGAAAGAGCAGCAGCGACAUAAUUUAUAAUCAAGGGUGAUUGGAUGGGAGGUUUUGGGCGGCGUGCAGCCAUUUCCCGCUGGCUGAGAAAUAGACCUCAAUUUUUAACAUCAAAAUCUUUUUCUUUUUAAACUCUUCACUGCUGAACUACUGCUGGCAUCGCCAUGAACGACACAGCCGACGUACAAUUUACCAACGAUUCACAGCAUUCACUUCAGUGGUCCGCCUUUAAGCCACGUGCCAUAGCUUCCAAGCCGCUGCCGUUGACCAAUUUUGACAAUCCUCUGCCAUUUAUAAGCAUCGCUUCUGACCACGACAAGCGCAAGUGGGAUAACCAAGACAAAGGGUUUGGCGUGGAAAUGGAUACUACCGAAGCAAAAGCCAGAAGAAAAGCACAAAAUCGAGCAGCGCAAAGAGCUUUUCGAGAGAGAAAAGAAAAAUACGUGCAUGAAUUGGAAACCAAGAUUAAGCACAUGGAGCAAGCUCAUAAACAGGAAACAGAUCGUCUGCUGGAAACCAAUCAAAACCUCAUGACGUUGAUUCAAAAGUUAGAAGCUGAAAUUGUUCACCUGAAAAGCAAAAGUCUAUCGUCGAUCAACACACCCUCCUUGUCCAUGAACACUCCUGAAUCUGCUGCCGACAAUAUGCGAUCCGAUUAUUCAGGGUCCCCUCGGUCUGAAGACCGCAUCCGUGACCCUGACGCCAUGGAUAUUUCAACUGGCCCCCACGAGGAAGCGUCCACUCCCAGUAAAUCCAAUCUUGGUUCCAGACAUUGUGGCAGCGGCUGCCACACUACGAAAGACGGAGUGUCAUUUUGCGAAAAACUCAAGGACGAAGUUUGCACAUCAGCAUACGAACGAUUGUUAUCUGAAUCGAUUUUUGACACUUCUGGUGAAGUCAACAAUUCGAUUGAACCUGUGCCCAUCGUGACUUCACCUAUCAAUGGUGACGGCAUGGAACAUUCAAAGCAAAGGCGCAGCAACAAGUUCUCCACAUUCCGGAGGAACUUUCUACCUGACAGCCCAGAAGAGGAAGACAGCGAUGAAUACGAUUUAGCCUCUGGAACAUCGGAUGCUUUCAAGCAUGAGCCUCAUCCAGCAACCAUGCAACCUGGCAAGCAACUCAUUACCUGCAGCCAGGUGUGGGAGAGAUUAUGUGAGCACCCACAGUUCGAGGAGUUCGACAUCGACGAACUUUGUGUCCAACUCAAGCUCAAGGCCAAAUGCUCUGGAAGCGGCCCAGUGAUUGAAGAGGAUGAACUCCAUGAAGUGUUGGAAGCACUUGAAUCCAAAUUAGCACGGGAUUCACGCCGUUGAAUUCUCACGAACCCUGUUUACGAUCUCCCAUUCUU
This is a messenger RNA of Umbelopsis ramanniana AG, 1460 nucleotides long. RefSeq lists its product as uncharacterized. The transcript is spliced from 3 exons. Gene Ontology annotation, molecular function: transcription cis-regulatory region binding; DNA-binding transcription activator activity, RNA polymerase II-specific. Gene Ontology annotation, cellular component: RNA polymerase II transcription regulator complex. Lineage: Eukaryota; Fungi; Mucoromycota; Umbelopsidomycetes; Umbelopsidales; Umbelopsidaceae. Bases 274 to 1425 code for a protein of 383 amino acids. The record is from RefSeq and is a predicted model, not a curated record.